Molecule: messenger RNA, 1458 nt
Organism: Trichomycterus rosablanca
Lineage: Eukaryota; Metazoa; Chordata; Actinopteri; Siluriformes; Trichomycteridae
Product: adhesion G-protein coupled receptor G2-like
Exons: 11
Coding region: 1-1458 (485 amino acids)
Biological process (GO): adenylate cyclase-activating G protein-coupled receptor signaling pathway; cell surface receptor signaling pathway
Cellular component (GO): plasma membrane
Molecular function (GO): G protein-coupled receptor activity
Source: RefSeq, a predicted model, not a curated record
AUGUGGAUCUUUAACUUGGUGGAAGAAGAAGGUUUGAAACUUAAUUUUUCGGGGCAGAAUGUCACCGUUCUGAGAACAGACGUGGCUCUGGCUGUAAAAAAAGUGAACGCCUCUAAUUUUAAGAAGACCACGUUUGCUAUAACUAACUCAUCCAAAUUAGAGAUCGACCCCGUGAAUGUAGAUGAACCUGUGCAGGGUUCCAUCAUUCUUCCUGCCUCCCUCCCCCAGAAUCUCACCUCCGAGCAGAAGCAACAGGCCUCUAGAGUCGUGUUUACGUUCUAUCAGUGGACCGCUGUCCUCCAGAAUGAAGGGCUGAAUCCGAGUGGCAGCAAACUGAUCAGCGGAGUUCUGGGCUGCAGCCUGGCUAACCAGUCCAUCUCCAACCUGAGCGAGAACAUCACCAUCACCCUGAAGAACACACAAGACGUUACGAAUAACUCCUCAGUGUCCUGUGUGUUUUGGAAUUUUAGUCUGAACGGGGGUCUGGGGGGCUGGAGCAGCGAGGGCUGCAGUGUGCAGAGCCAAAAUGAAACCGAGACGGUGUGUACCUGUAAUCAUCUGUCCAACUUCGCUCUGCUGCUGGACAUUUCCCGAGAAGGAGUAGGCGGUGUGCAUAAUACUAUCAUGAGCUACAUCAGUUAUAUCAGCUGUGGCUUCUCGGCCAUUUUCCUCUCGAUUACUCUGGUCACCUACCUGGCAUUUAGGUCACUGCACACUGAGAAUCUGUCCAAAAUCACCAUCCACUUGUGCUUCUCGCUGCUUUUUCUGAAUCUGAGGUUUCUUCUGGACUCUUGGCUGUCUUCGUACUCCAGCAGAACAGAAGUGUGCAUCUUCAUGGCGCUGGUCCUGCACUACUUCCUGCUGGCCUCCUUCACCUGGUGCUGUGUGCAGGCUUUUCAGCUGUACCUGACCAUCGUCAAAGUGUUCAACACCCACUGUGCUCAUUUUAUGAUUAAAGCAGGACUGGCUGGCUGGGGAAUUCCUCUGUCUGUGGUCAUCAUCGUUGUUUCUGUCGAUACGAACAACUACGGAUGUGUGGGUCCACUGCUUGAUGUUGGAUCUGCAGGCUGCUCCUGCUGGUUGAAAAAUGCCAUUGCCUUCUACGUGGGUGUGGUGGCGUAUUUCUGUCUGGCCUUCCUGCUGAACUUUGGCAUGUUCGUGGUGGUGAUGGUUGAGCUCUGUACCGUCAGAAGGCGAAACCCUAAUUGUGUUCAGAACCGGAGUCGGCUGCGGGACGUCUGGAGCGUGGUGUCUCUCUGUGUUCUCCUGGGUCUCACCUGGGGCUUGGAAUUUUUCGCCUGGGGUCCCGUCAGGCUGCCGUUUAAGUACCUGUCUCUCUUCUGUAACUCCAUGCAGGGCUUCUUCAUCUUUGUGUUCCAAUGUGCUGCGAAGGAGAACGUCAGGAGGCAGUACAAGCUGUGUGUGCAGAACCAGCAACAGAAGAUGAAAGGUGUGUAA